UCUCUCUCUCUGUGCAGUAGUCUUUGAACUUUACCAACCGAGGCAGCUUCCACGAAGACGAAACGAAGCGCAGCUGCUCCAUCUUCACGGCUUAAUUAAAAGGCAUCAACCCCUUAUUUCAUAAACCCGAAACAAACAACCGGAUCCUGCUAGCUCAUGUCCAGUAGUAGCCAUUGUCGUAGGCAGCAGUACUCUUAGCAGGCCAGCCGUCCUUUAGAUCAUGUGUUUGGGGACUGCCAAACAAACAUAAAGAACUACGUACUUCAAGGUGGUUCUGAGACGUUGUCAUGAGAUCUAAGUUGUGAGCAGCUGCUGCUAAUGAUAUUCCUCAUAAAUCAUAACACAAAUUAAAGUCUAGUAAGAUAUUUGGGGUCAGUUAAAAGAGUUGGCGAGCACAAUAAUGGAAUCAAUUGUGGGAUACAGAUUCCACCCGACCGAUGAAGAGCUCGUCGACCAUUAUCUCAGGCUCAAAAGGCUCGGUAAGGAUUCCGAAGUCCGUGUCAUUGCUGAAGUCGAUAUCUGCAAGUGGGAGCCUUCCGACUUACCCAGGCUUUCGGUGAUCAAGUCAGAUGAUCAAGAAUGGUUCUUUUUCUGUCGCCGAGAAUUGAAGUACUCGAGCAGUCACCGGACGAACAGGGCGACCAAAUCCGGGUAUUGGAAAGCCACCGGUAACGAUAGGAAAAUCAAGGCCAAACGCACCAACAAGGUGAUUGGUAAAAAGAAGACUUUGGUGUUCCACAGAGGUCGUGUGCCUAAUGGGGUUGGGACCGACUGGGUCAUUCACGAGUAUCACUCAACUAGCACUCUUCCUCACGAGAAGGACUUUGUUCUCUGUCGCUUAAUGAAAAAACAUGACGUGAGGACUGAUGUCUCAACUUGUGAUGAAGUUGAAGCAAGCAGCUAUCCUGCAUCUGAUUUUGAAAGUCAAGCUCCAGAUGAUUCAAUUUUUGAGCUAGAAGCAGACCUGGAACCAUUCAACCUGGUACCAAUGUUUCAGCCAACUUUUCAGCAAAAGGAUUUUGAGUUUGAGUUGACAGUAUCCAAUACACAAGGAUCCCCUUUCAUCGAGCCUGUAUCUCCCAACAGCCGUAACAAUGAAUUCAAUUGGAUUCAAUUUCAGUCUGACAGAGAUGAACAGGAAGAGGAUACCACAGAGUUCUUGAAUUCAGUUAUUGUUGACCCAGAUGAAAACUCCCAGGAAGAAAUAAGGCACUUCCGUGACAUCAGGUCACCUGAGUCAUUACAAAAGGUGUACUUAUGUGGUGGACCAAGCAGUGACACAGACACUGACAAUGCCCAAGCACCGCAUGACCGUUUGAUGGGAACUUCAAGCUUGUUUAAUGAGCAUGUUAGUCCGCAAGAAGUCUGGCAUCAAGCGUUAAAACUGCAAUCUGGAACAGUAAGUUCGUCCUCGGCUAACCAUGACCAGUAUAGAAGCAGAAGAAGCAUCUUUCAUCAUGAUGAUCUCGUGAACAUACUUCGUCCUUCAAUCAAUCGCAUUUCGAGAGUCAGGCCAAAAUCUCCUGCAAAAGUAAGAACCUCCACACCUCAACAUCAGCAUAGAUUGCGCCAGUCUGCAGGACAAAGAGUUGCACAUAGAAGAGUCCAAUUGCAGUAUAACAAUUCGCACAGAAUAGUAUCCCAUGACAAGGCCAAAGAUGCUUUAAGAGACAGUAUUACAACUAGUCUGCCUCAGAAGGAAACAUCCAUUAUGGACUCUGACAAAGAGCAGAAAAUGGCUCAAUGCACCAAUACAAAGAAGAGUGACAAGUCAACAACAUUGGAUUCAGCUGAGAGUGAUCGGAAGGGUUAUUUCAUUUUCGUAGAGGCAUCUCAGCAAAGCCACGUAUCUAGUCCUCCCUUGGUAUAUCUGGCCAAACUACUGUUUGGUUUAUUUUUAUUCCUGGUUAUUAUUCGGGAGGUGGUGGUGUACGGGAUGUGAUGCUAAACUUUACUCCCUGCCCCCAAAAAAAUACGGUUCAAGAAAAACAGGCAUGUUAUUGUGAUGUGAUGAAACCUUUAUACACUAGUAUAAGUGAUGCUUUCAGCGGUGUGCUUUUGAAGCGAAGGCAUAGAGGUUUUCUUGCUCUCUUUUUCAUUGUAUAGGUUGAGGAGCCUUGUAUAUUAUUUUUCAGGGAUUUGCAGGAGACUCAAAA
Messenger RNA from Juglans microcarpa x Juglans regia, 2156 nucleotides. Its product is annotated as protein NTM1-like 9. Lineage: Eukaryota; Viridiplantae; Streptophyta; Magnoliopsida; Fagales; Juglandaceae. Gene Ontology annotation, biological process: regulation of DNA-templated transcription. The transcript has 8 exons. Gene Ontology annotation, molecular function: DNA binding. Bases 401 to 1942 code for a protein of 513 amino acids. The record is from RefSeq and is a predicted model, not a curated record.